Messenger RNA from Gloeophyllum trabeum ATCC 11539, 2755 nucleotides. Its product is annotated as PSP1-domain-containing protein. The transcript is spliced from 5 exons. Gene Ontology annotation, cellular component: cytoplasm. Lineage: Eukaryota; Fungi; Basidiomycota; Agaricomycetes; Gloeophyllales; Gloeophyllaceae. The record is from RefSeq and is a predicted model, not a curated record. The coding region runs from base 344 to 2473 and encodes 709 amino acids.
CUCCCCAUAGACUCUUGUACAAUUUCAGCCGGUUCUGCUGUCUGUACACCAUCUAGACGUCUUGCUCUUUUUAUCCUAUUUUUCCAGCGGUCUGCCGUCUCAAUAUUGCUAUAGAACACUUUGGGUACCGGUGGGGUCUCGUUGGGUCGAAUACGUGGACACAGAUAGGAUUCAUCCGCCAGAAGAUUAGACCGCCGACCGAAUAUAGAGCUGUUGGAUUGCGGCCAAGAAGUCCGUACUUAGUCGAAGAACUGCUGGGUUAGAUCACAAGACGUUCGGAAAGCUGGCGACUCUCCAAAAUUAUCAGGACCUUCUGAAUCUCGGUGUACCUUCUGUCAUCAAGAUGGACGAACCAAACGGUCACCACCAGCACCAAUCAGAUGACGCCGACCGAACCAACAGGUUCCUUGCUCUUAACCACGACCAGUCUCCAUCAAUCAGCCUGAGAGAGAGGGCCGCUAGCCAGCCUCCGCGUACAGGGAAUCCCAACCUCUUCUCGUCCCUGUAUCGCCAGACGAGCUUCGGCGCCGGCAGUUCACCGUGGGGUAGCGGGAGCUCGCAGCAGCGCUUCUUGUCUGGCCUCAGCCCAGGCUCUCUCCCUGGUCUACCUUCAUCCGUCCCUACGAGGAGCUCUUCGUUCUCUACCUCUCCCAAUACGUCGACCCUGUCUAAUAUGAUGCGCGAGCAGUACCGCGGCGGCUUCCCGUCGACAUUCGAGGAUGAUGAAUCAGAAGCGUUGUCAGAUACGUAUGAUGAGCGUUUCAUUCCGCAGUCAAUACCGUCGAGGGGGCGCACGUAUGCCUCUGAUCUUGCACGCAGUAGGUCUCAGUCCUUGGCUACGACGCGACCGACGCCGAUCGGGAGUCCUUACGAACGUUCUGGUCUAGGCCCCAGCUGGGCGGAGUCCAACUACGCCUCCAGCGCGCAGAACAUCACUGGCUCUCGUUAUGGUGACCUCAGACCACCAGGCAGCAGCCGGUAUGGUUCUCUUGGGCCCUCGGGCAAAUCGUCGAGUCAUAUUCACUCUUUCUCGCCGACCGGCGGUGAUGUCGGCGACGGCUUUUCUAGCAGGCAGAGCACCGACAUCUCGAACAUGAGCCCGUUCAUGCGCGACGUUGAGCAGAUCCUCCUCGACGACGGGUCCGCGUUCCGCGAGCUCUGGGCGGGCAUGCACCCGCCGCGCGACGAGAACGGGCACGGCGGCAGCGGCACGACGAGUCGCAGACACAGCGUAAGUGUGGUGCAGCCGCGACGGGGGAUCGUGGGCUUCAACGCGCCGGGGCUCGAGGGCGCCGAGGAGAGCAGCCGGCCGGGCAUGAUGCAUUCGUCUUCCUUCUCGGGCGGAGGCCUGCUCUUGACGGACGACGAUCUUGUGGGAAGCCUCAACAUGCUAAACAUAAAUGACAGACCGGGUCCGUCGUCAUCGAGUUCUCAGCAUCCCCCCAGCCAGCCCUCCUCUCUGCCCAUAUACGCCCCGCUCUCGCGGCACCCGCCGCCGCAGGAUCGGAUGUCGCCUUAUCAACAGCUCAAUCUGAACAUCCCGUCGAACGGCGUGCAGUACGCGUCUCGGCAGAGUCUACGCUCGCCGAGCGACAAUGGGUAUUCCGCUAGCGGCACAAGCCCGGCUCGCAGCACCAUCCUCGAGCACGAAGCGCAGUACCAGAAUGCUGCGCGGCUGUCUCAGCUACAGCAGCAGGCCGAGAACUUGAUCUCCCCGUCGUUCAGUCGCCCCGCCUACACGUCGAGUGGGCUGCCCACGCCCAUCUCUCCCACCGGCACGCGUGGCUUGCAGCAUGGCCAGCAGCAGGCGUUCUACACCGGAUCGCCGACAGUUCAUCGAAGGGCUUCGAAUGCGGAGCUGCCCAGCGUCAGUGAGCUUGGAAAAGGCGUCCCGCUAUCCUCGGUGCCGCCGUCAUGCCCGUUAUACAUCGUCGAGUUCAAAGCGGGCCGGACGGAUCUGUUCUACUGCACCGAUCUGUCUCUUGACAUCCGAGUCGGGGAUCUGGUCAUCGUUGAGGCGGACCGCGGGAAGGACCUCGGCAAGGUGGUGAACGACAGCAUCACGCUCGCCGAGGUGGAGGCGUUCCAGAAGCAGCAGCAGGCGAAGAACGCCGGUGGGUACGGUGACAGCUCGCCGACGACGCCUGGGGGCCCGCACCCCGGUGGGAAGAAGGACAUCAAUCCGAAGCGGAUAUAUGGAAAAGCAGGGCCCCAGGAUACGCAGUUGUUGGUGACGAAGAUGCAGGAUGAGGUGAAGGCGCUACAGUUGUGCCAGAGUAAGGUGCGGCAAAAGAAGCUUCCGAUGGAAGUCAUCGAUGCAGAGUACCAGUGGGAUCGACGCAAGUUGACGUUUUAUUUUAUUGCGGAGAAGCGGAUCGACUUCCGUGAGUUGGUCCGUGAGCUGUUCCGGCUAUACAAAACGAGAAUAUGGAUGGCAUCGUUGGGUGGUCCCGGCGGCUACGACCAACAGUAGGCUCUAGACGCGGUUCCAGGACGUCCCCCCGUCCUCCUUGUAUGACCAGCACGAUCUCCAAGAAAUCCCAAGAAGCUUUGUCCACUAUCUACUGUCUACAGGUUCACUCAUACAGUUAGAUACCAAUCUUGUUAUACUUCCUACAGGCGCUGCAGCACAUCUUCCGUCCGGUUCGUAUUGUGUACUUCUAGUCAUCUUUACUGUUUGUCGUUGCGGGGAACUAUGUUUGACGUCUGUUAGGACAUUCACCCUUUUGAUAUAUCCUGAUCUGCUCUAAUGCAU